Molecule: messenger RNA, 1993 nt
Organism: Pocillopora damicornis (cauliflower coral)
Lineage: Eukaryota; Metazoa; Cnidaria; Anthozoa; Scleractinia; Pocilloporidae
Product: SH3 domain-binding glutamic acid-rich-like protein 3
Cellular component (GO): cytoplasm
Source: RefSeq, a predicted model, not a curated record
CGUCCAAGCAGUACGCCUGCCAGGAGCUGCAGGGGGUGUAGUCUGUUAGUUGAGGCUAGGGUUACGCUUCUCUUUCAUUUCACUCAAUCUGAAGAGCACUUUCGCUUGAAUUAUGAGUGGAAAAGUUACCUUAUUCGUCUCCGAUAUCUCAGGAAACAAGGAGACUAAAAAACGUCAACAACACAUGCGCACCCAACUAGAGGCACAUAAAGUGCCUUUUGAUGUAAUUGAUGUUGCACAAGAUUCUGAUGCUUUGGAUAGAAUGAGGGAACUUGUGGGAGAUGAAGAAGCUCUAGCUCCUCAGAUUGCCAAUGGUGAUGAGUACUGUGGGGGCUUUGAAGAAUUUGAAGCUGCCAUUGAAGGAGAAACUCUAGGAGAAUUCCUGAAACUGAAAUAAAAAUUUUACAGUAUGGUUGAAAAAAUGUUGGAAAGGAGGACAAGUAGUAUUCACAUGGCUCAGAUAAUUAAUGUCCAGAUAUAUUUUUUCAUCAGACAACUGUGACAAAGGACUUGCAUCUCUUUUAAAUACCUUGUUAAGGAAAACUACCAUUUUUAUUGCUCUCAUUUUCUGAAAGAGUAGAUGUACCAUACUUUGCAUGUAGGAAACGCUACAGUUUAAGAUUCCCGUGAUGUUGGCAUGACAGGGUUCGUUGUGGUUGGUUUAAAAGUGAUUAUUACUAUAUGAUAAACUUGUGAGCUUAGUAAUCCAGGAUUCCUCCUUAUCUAUGUAACUGGGUUUCUGGCUAAAACUAGGUUGGCUGAUUGUCAGGGAAUUGCUAAGUUCAAGUUCUGCAUUUAAAGUUUAAUGGUCCAAUUUGGAAACAUUCUGGUAAAAUUCACCUUUGUUAUAAUGGCCAGCUCAGUUCAUACUAUCCGACUCUGAUACCAAUGCGUUAGUCACCGCAUUCAACUUUUUUUAUUUUAGGUUCAGUUCAAAAGUCUAAUUUUGUUUCCUGCUAUUGGUCUUGGCUUGUUAACUCAUGUUUAGUGUUGGGAAGGGGUCAAUAAUUUCCACUAUGAUUGAAGGCUCCACCCACAGUCUAACUUUACUUCUUUUAUACACUGAAGAGUACACUCUGAAGAUUUACAUAUCAGUUGUAGAUAUUUAUGUUUGACUUAGAAACUUCUAAAGCCUGCACUAUUUGACUCUGUGGUGAAGUCCCUUCAAGUUUGUAUAGUGGAUACUUUUAUGGGCCAUGUAUUUGAUUAAGCCCUCUGCUGAAAGUUCAUGUGAAGUCUUGAUGGCACUGAGUUUUUUCUUUGCCUUGCUCCAUUAUUUCAUUUUCAUGUAAUUAUUCAUUUGGUCUCAGUGGUCUGAGAAAACUUACUGUCAGAUGUUACAUUUCCCCAGUCUGCACUUUGAAGUAAGGCUUGGAGAGGGGUUGUUGGUCACUCUGAUGCAAACAUGCACAAGGGCUGUUAACCAUUUAACUCCCAUGAGUGACCAAGACAUAAUUUCUCCUUACUAUACCUAUACAAUAUCAUGCAGACAGGUGAUGAGAAUAAAGAAAAAUACCAAAUUCUCCAAACUAACAUAAUGAGAAUCAUUUGGCAGACAGUGAGGAGUACUAUUAAUGAGAUCUUGGGAGUUUAAGGGUGAACAUUUAUUCUUAAAAUUUAGGGUUUUUCUAAUUGUAACACCACCAGUACUCUUUUAAUGUAAUUGUGGUGUAAAUGCCAGUGACCCAUGUAUGAUGUCAGCAAAUUUAGUAGAAGUACAACAUCUUACAUUGUACACUUAAAGUUGGGAUAAUUGUUUUGUUAGACUGCAGUCUGUCAUCCUUUGAAUUUUGAUUUUAAUUGAUCCAGGUUGCAGUCUUCUAAGUAACUAUGAUCUGCUGGACACAGUGGGCUCUGUCCUCAUUACAAAAAGGUUUAAUAAAUUCAUUACUGAAUCAGUUUUGAUACUCAGAGAAUUGAUCAACUUUGUCAUAAUAUAGUUUUAUAAUUGUUAUUUUAUAGCUAAAUAAAUUUCCUUUUGCAAUAUGUAAAA